GGAGCAGCGCGGCCAGAGGCGCGGAGGGGCGCGCAGCGGAGCCGCCGAGAUGCUGAGCUCGCCCUGGGCGCGCUUCUACUCCAACAGCUGCUGCCUCUGCUGCCAUGUCCGCACCGGCACCAUCCUCCUCGGCGUCUGGUACCUGAUCAUCAAUUCGGUGGUGCUGCUGAUCCUGCUGAGCGCCCUCACCGAUCCUGACCAGUACCACCUAACAAGUGCGGAGUUAGGGGGUGAAUUUGAAUUUAUGGAUGAUGCCAAUAUGUGCAUAGCUACGGCAAUUUCUCUCCUUAUGAUUCUGAUCUGUGCAAUGGCUACAUAUGGAGCAUAUAAGCAACAUGCUGCUUGGAUCAUUCCUUUCUUCUGUUACCAGAUCUUCGACUUUGCUCUCAACACAUUGGUUGCCAUCAGUGUACUCGUCUAUCCCAGCACUAUUCAGGACUACCUCCGCCAGCUGCCCACCAAUUUUCCCUACAAGGAAGAGAUCAUGUCUGUGAACCCAACCUGUCUGGUUGUGAUUAUACUUCUUUUCAUAAGCAUCAUUUUGGCUUUUAAGGGUUACUUGAUAAGCUGUGUGUGGAACUGUUACCGAUACAUUAACAGCAGAAACAAUUCAGAUGUGUUGGUUUACAUUACCACCAAUGACACUGCGGUGCUGUUGCCACCAUAUGAUGAUCCUGUGAAUGGAGCUGCUAAAGAUCCACCACCACCUUAUGUGUCAGCAUAAGUGAGAACGUGUUGUGGACCCAGGGAGGAUAGCUUGACUUCCCAGACGUUGGAGCAAUAGUGUGAUAAUUUCACUUCCUGGAUAUAACCCCUGUGGGUUAUAUAUUGCUGUUUUGCUGACAUAUUGAAACCUAUACUGUAUGUUUAAAAAUGUAUAGUUUUAAUAAUUUGCUGCAACCACAGUAGUGUACUGAACUAAUUUCAGAACCAUUGGGUAGUGAUGAGGUUACAGUAGUCACGGAAUAGGUUUUUCCACCCUCUCUGACAUGCAGUGCUAGAGAACUCAGAAAUCUGCAGUCUCCAUCAGGUUCAGUGUAACUUUCCUUUUUUUCCAGGGCAUUAAAAAGUGUUUUGUUGCCAAUGCCCUCUUUCCACUUGAGAAUGCAAACUAAGUCCAAAGAGGUGACAUUCUGCUUCAUUCCUGUUCCACAAAAGUUAUUGUGCUAGGAAAGAUGAUGACUGCCAGGGGAACAGUGAGGCUCAGGUACUAUUCUCAUCAACCUAAUGGCUAAUGGGAAACAAUUCAUUGGGAAAAAUAGGURUGGGAAGCCAGAGUAGACAAAGUGCUCCAUGAUGUACUGUAGUAAGCCAGGAUCUGUGACUCUGUAGACUCACUUUGACCCAGGCUGCAACCAUUCCAAUGACCAAAAAAAAAAAGUAUUGCCCAUUUACAAUUGUUGUAAUUUUCUUUUUGAUGUUUAUGCCACAUUUUUCUCUCCAGCAGCCUCUCAAAUAGUCACACAACCUAUGCUUUUGGAGGUCACAAAACCUGUGCUUUUAAAGUCACAUGGCUUGGUGACAAAGCUGUGUCUUUGGCACUCAAUAUGCAAAUGUUYUUUUUCUGUAGGAAUGUGCCUGUAAAUAUUGCAAUGUUCUUUUGAGUGUGAAGUAAAUUAUGCAGAUACUAAGGUAUAUUUUCCCAACCUAUGGGAAACUUAUGCAUGUCACUUCCUCAAGCAUUAGCAAGUAUCUUUUGUGUGUUUCUCAUAUACAUCAACAUGGGGAUUUAGAUGCUUUUCUGUGACUGAAGGGGUUGUGCUGAGAAUCCUUCUCCUGAGACUCAUCUAUCCCUGAAAGUUUGUGUGA
Messenger RNA from Nothoprocta perdicaria, 1809 nucleotides. RefSeq names its product lysosomal protein transmembrane 4 beta (gene LAPTM4B). Gene Ontology annotation, cellular component: lysosomal membrane. NCBI's taxonomy places the organism in Eukaryota, Metazoa, Chordata, Aves, Tinamiformes, Tinamidae. The coding region runs from base 50 to 724 and encodes 224 amino acids. The transcript is spliced from 7 exons. The record is from RefSeq and is a predicted model, not a curated record.